Messenger RNA from Zingiber officinale, 8205 nucleotides. RefSeq lists its product as uncharacterized. Gene Ontology annotation, molecular function: protein binding. The coding region runs from base 61 to 951 and encodes 296 amino acids. The record is from RefSeq and is a predicted model, not a curated record. Gene Ontology annotation, cellular component: chloroplast thylakoid membrane. Lineage: Eukaryota; Viridiplantae; Streptophyta; Magnoliopsida; Zingiberales; Zingiberaceae. The transcript is spliced from 4 exons.
UACAAAUAUCUGGUCGAUUGGACUCCAUGCUCUCGUUGCUCCCGAGACGCGAGAAGGGAAAUGGCCGCUACGAUUCUCCUAGGUAACGUGGCGCUGCUGGUGGAUGCGAGCUCGACCAGGGUCGCCAUGGCCACCGAACGCUUCCACGGUGGAUGCGUUAGCGGCAAGGGUUGGCUUCCGGAAUUGCACAUGUCGCACCCUACCAGGAAGGAGCCCGCCGCUGUCCCGGCUCCCUUGGCUGCUCAGGCCAUGGGGUUCCACGAUGCGGCAGAAUCCUCCGGCGAACCAUCGGCCUCCUCUAUGAUGGCCCGUCGACGGCGGAGGAGCGCUCUGUCCAAGGUCGCAGCUUCAACUGGCUACUCGGGGAACGGUGGAAAUGGAGAGGAUGAUGAUGAGAGCCUCGAUUGGGAGGAGAACCUACGAAGCCGGCUGAAGGAAUUGGAGGAGAUGAAGGAGCUUGAGAAGCGCGCUGAGGAGUUGGUCGCGGAAGGCGCCGGAGGGGAUGAGGAGGAGACUGAGGAAGAGAAGAGGGAAAGGGUCCGAAGGGAGCUCGAAAAGGUCGCCAAAGAGCAGGCAGAACGAAGGAAAACCGCCAAACUGAUGUUUGAACUUGGGCAGAAAGCCUAUGGAAAGGGGAUGUAUUCACGGGCCAUUGAUUUUCUUGAGGCUGCUCUUACCAUCGUCCCGGGGCCGACACUCUUGGGUGGUGAGAUUCAGAUAUGGCUUGCAAUGGCUUAUGAGGCCAACAACCGUCAUAGAGACUGCAUUGCCUUGUACAAGCAGUUGGAGAAGUCACAUCCGAGUGUCAGUAUUAGACGUCAGGCUGCUGAGCUCCGUUAUAUUUUGCAAGCACCAAAGCUUAAGAUAUCCAAGGAUGAGAUGGUCACAAUACCACUAAUUGGAUCAAGUUAUGACCGUUGUAGUAUACAGGCUGAUAUUCUUGUUAGAUAAUCCACAAUUUUUCAAACUGGAAUAUUGCAUUGACUACAAACAAUGCUACUGCCACCAUUAUAACAUCUUAUACCUUUAACACUGAGCUUGUACAAGACUAACUAUGAACCUACUUGCUUCACAUAAGCAUUUGACUUUGUGAGUAUGAUCUCAUGAUUAUUGUUUACUAUUUAGAUUUUCAUAAGACACUGAUUCGUUUGCAUUUAUGUGACCUUAAUGAUAGACAAAUAAUAAUCCUUACAUGAAGUACUUAUAUAUGGUGUUGAUAUGUUUCUCUGGGUAACUAUUCUGGCAUAGCAGAAUAUUAUAUGUGGGGGAAUCAAAGAGACUGCUAUUUAUGAUAACCGUGUCUCUAAACUCAGUGCAAGCAGGACAAUCCUCGUUUCUUCUUCUAAAAUUGGAGGAUGCUUUAGAACUCAUGAAUACAGGUAGAUAUAUGAAUUAUUAACUGUCCAGUUUUCAGUUUAGUAUAACAAACAAUUAUGACAAAGGGGUAAGAAUCUUCAGGUUUUGAUUUUCAUUUAAAAAAACAUCUCAAUUUUAUACCUAAAGAUCCUCAAAAUGGAUCCCAACUAAGGGUCUGUUUGUUUGCAUAAUGUUUUGUCAAUGUAAUAAAUUUUCCAAAGAAUUUUUUAUAAAGAAAAUUUUGUAGAAAUAUGAAUAUUUUUCUAUUUUGAGCAAAUUGUGCAGUUUGAGUGGGAGUAAGUAGGAUGUGUAGACAAAUUGUUGGAUCAUCAGAGGGCUAGUGGAUCCUGGAUGGUUAGGUGAUCCGGGAGGAUGAGUAGUUAGUCUAGACAGACCUCAUGUCCGCUUUGGUGUCUAUUGAUGCAUUGUCAUUUAUGUCGAAGUCAUUUAAAGUAAAAGUUUCAUCUACAUAUUUAUUAAGGUCAAAUAAAUGAUAAUGAAAUAUUAGAUUUAAAAAAUGUAAAAUUAAAUACCAUUUACUGGACAUUUAAAUGUAUGCUUAUCUAUAAUUAUUCAAUGGAUAAGGAUCUUCAUUCACCAGCCAUGUCUCAUAUCUUCCAAAACAAUGGGAUCAGUUAUGACAUUUCUUUGGAAAACUACAUUUAACAAGAAAAAAUAAUUAGAUACAUUAAGAACAAAAGUUAAAAAAGAAUAUUAAUAUUAUUUUUUAAAAUCCUAGGAGAUGAACAAUACCUUCUUUGCAACUUUAAUUGUAAUGAAGAAACUAAGAUCAUUAAACCUUUUUUUAGUCAAAUUUUCGUCUCUUAAGUUCAAAUAUAUUCCAACUUCUUUCACAAACUGAAUUAGUAAAAGUUUGAAUUGAAACUUGAAUCACUUACUUUCAUAAAAUUUGAGUACUACUUCCGUGGUUUUACCAUCAUUCAUUUGUAAUAAGAGAAUUAAAUUAAUAACAAUUUAUUGAUUCAAUAAGCAACUCACAAACUGAAGCAGGGCAAGUUUAACUUAAACCUGAAUCAGCAAUUUUUAUAAUUCUGAGCACCACAGCUAUAAUUUAACCAUUGCUCGUUUACAAUAUAGAUAUUUCAAUUUUUUUCUUAAUUUUUCAUCUUACAAGGUUGCCUCUAAUAUAUGUGCAGAACCCUAGGGUGGAUUUUAUAUCAAUUUUUGAUCUAGCAUUAUCGACAUAUGAGAAAGUCAUUAAUGUUGUAGAUUAGUUAAUUUAUUAAAGUACUUCUAUUGUUGCGUCCGUCCCCACAGGGUGCCUAGUUGGCUAGAGAGUGACAGAGUUGCUACAAUGGGGCAGAGAUCAAUUCUUGGCGGGCUCAUGCCCUCAAGGAAAAACUCCUCCCAUCCUCUAGCCACUUGGCGGUCGGCUAUAAGCAGACCCGUAAUUUAUCUCCUUUCACAUAACCUUAGAUGGGGUGAGUGUAAUCACCUUUUUUGCUACAGUUCUAUUGUUGCGUCUUAAUAACACUUCUUGUGCUGUUACAUUAGCUAGCUCACAACUCCAUUCGGAAAAAAUACAUCUAGUUUGGUAACUGCAAGAAAAAUAAAUUUUCUUAAAUAAUAAGAAGUGAUCAAAAUCUAACCAUAAAUUAUAAUUUUAGAUAAUUGGAGUUUUUAUAAGGUUAUAUCAAAGGAUGUUAAUCUCUUGUAGGAGAUCUAUCGUAUAUCUUCUUUAGGACAAGAAUGUUUCUUGAAAAUUGUAUUGGAGUUCAACUCAAUGAUACUAUUUUUGUAUUGUACUAGUGUUUCAAUGUAUAGUAUUAGUGGAGAAUUGAAGGAAAAAGGAGGAAGAAGAUGAAAAAUAAGGAAAAAACACAACUAUAUAGCUAACUUUGGACUUUAUGUCCCAUCUAGAAUGGUACAAUUUUGCUAAUGAAUUAUACAUAAAAUUUAUAAAAAAUAAAAAAUAUUAUUUUAAUUUAACUUAGCAAAUAGAGUUUAACGUCGUACCCUAUAGUGCAUGUUGUUUGCAGAUGAUAUUGUUUUGACUGAUGAAAUACAUGAAAAAGCAAAUGCUAAGUUUGAAUAUUGGCGAGAAAUAUUAAAGUAGAUUUUAGGCUUUGUAAAGACAAUAUAUAAUAUAUGAAAUUUAAAUUUAGUAGUCUUAGACAUAGUUUGACAAUUGUUACGAUGAUGAAAAGUUAUUUAUAAUCUAGGAUCAUUUUUGCAAAAGGAUUGAGGGGUUGAUAGAAAUGUUUUACAUAUGAUAUAAGAGCGAUUAUUGAAAUAAAGAAGGCAUUAGGUGAUUUUUGUGAUUGUAAUGUACCUUUAAAGCUUAAAGGAAUGUUUUAUAAAAUGACGGUUAUUUUUGCUAGGUUAUAAGGAGUUGGAUGUUGAACUAUGAAGUGAGUAUACGAGUAGAAGAUGAGAGUUGCAAAGAUAGGAAGUUAAUGUGGAUGUGCCGUCAUAUAAGAAUGAACAUGAUAGAAAAUGAGAAUAUCAGAGAGGAAGUCGAGGUUGUGCUUAUUGAGGGACAACUCCGAGAGACGUGUUUAAAAUGGUAUAAGUAUGUAUUUAAGUGACUAAUAAAUGUCCUAAUUAGGCGAUGUGUGAUUAUGAAAAAUCCAUAAACGAGGAAGAUUAAAGAAAACUUGGUUGACAAUUAUAAAAUAUGAUAAAAUUUAUUUAAAUAUAGAUGAGGGUAUAGUAGGGGAUCAAACUCAAUGACAUAGGAGGAUACAUAUAGCCCACUCCACUUAGUGGAAUAAAGGCUUGAUUGUUGUUAUAUUUUAAUUUAUUUUGGCGAGUUUUUAGUAUAUCAAGGGGUGUUGGGUGUCACCAUGACAUGAUAUUUAUUAAUAUGAUUGACACAACAUAGAACUCCGCCCAUGACAAAUUAGUCAUGGCCAAUUCCAAGCCUGUAUAAAGGAGGACGUUAUGUUGCCAGCCAACGUUAAAACAAUGACAAAUGUUUAAUGAAUUGAUCUAUUAAACUAUUGUGCUAAUGCUAGAUUGUUCCCGGGAAGGAACAUGUUGCAAGGUCUGAUUGUAACGUCUCGGCAAAGACCGCUAUAUCUCCAAAACUCGGGUGUAGUGGGAUAAGGCUUGGUUGUUGUGGUUGUUGAUUGACACAUCAUAGGAUAGAUUACAUGUGUCAUUAGUAUCAAAUUUUGGUAAUUUAUUGAAACGAUAUGUUUCGACUAUACCAUUUGGCACAGUACGAGCUUUCAAACCAUGAAAUUCGCAAUGCCUCUCUUCAUGCUUUGCAACUAGGAAGAUGAAAUUGCUUAGAUUUCUGCACAUUUGAGUACUAUUAGUCGUAGACGUUUAGGUUUAGGUUUAUAGAUGUUUGUAUAUUCUUAUGUAUGCCUUUCUAAUUGUUAUUCCACUAAUAAAGGCAAUACAAUAUUUCUUUUCUCUAAGUUUGACAUGGCAUCUCAGUCCCCUUUCUAAGUUUAUGAUUUUCUAACAAGAUAUUCCUUUGAGGGAGAGGUUGUGGCCUCCCCCCUCAUCUUUCUGCCCCUUCUCUCCUCCCCUCAUUUCUCCAUCUAGGUUCUACCUUUCUCUUUUUUCAUGCCAAACCAUGUGAUAUUGUGAGUUCUUUGCUUAUGAUACCGUUUCUUAGUUGUGAUCCCUCCUAGCUAUGUUCUUGUGUCACAUCUAUCAUCAUGGAUCAAAGAGAUCCUAGCACAUAUGGUUUGAUGGAUUCCAUGUGCGCAUGCCUAAUCUAGUUAAUGGUGUAGUUAACAUGCUAGCAAGUUAUUUUGCAAUCACACUAUAAAGUCUUGUUGAUAUGUGUAGAUGAUUUAGUUUUUAAUUUAGUACGUGUUAAAAGUAUAUAAGCAUAUCAGAGUUGAAAAGUUUUGUUCCAUGAUGGUUAACAUAAGCAAAACAUUUCAUUUUGACUGCCACGAGAAACAAGAGAUACUUCUUCAUGAGAGGUGAACAAGGCAGAGAGGUGGACAACUCUCGACAUAGCACGCGAGAAGAUCCGUCUCAUUUGCUUCUUCUUCUUCUUCUUCUUCUUCUUCUUCUUCUUCUUCUUUCCCUCUCUCACCUUUUUCUUCUUCCUCUUCCUCUUCCUCUGAAUUUUGCAAUGGAUUGUAAAUGAGAAUGGUUGCUUUGCUUACCGGACAUUGUAUUAGAGGCGGUGGCAAAAAGCAACUUGGCAUUUGUGACUAGGAGCAGGAGGAAGAUUGCUUAAGAAGGCAACAUGUGUUAUUUGGAGUAACGAACAAUGAAUCAUAAUAAAAAAAAAUUGAGAAUGGAUUAAAUAUUAAAUAGAGAUGAUGCACAUAGUCUGUUUGCAGUAAAGUAAAAGGGGAGAUGCUAGGGCUGCUUAUAGGAGACCUUGAUUGCCCUUGUCAUGAAGAUGGCAAAAGUGAUGUAUAAGAUUACAUGAGUUAAUGCUCGCUAGGAAUUCCAAAACAUGUCUUUAUAUAUAUAUAUAUUUUGUUUCAUCUUUUAUGAGGUUAUUUUUUUUCUUCUCAAGUUUGAGGAAUCACUUUUUAGAAAAAUAUGUUUCAUUUCAUUUGAUAGGAUUGUAGAUGGUUAAAUUUUGAAAAACUUGUAGACGGUUAAAUUUGUUUCAUUUCAUUUCACUUUUUAGAAAAUUUUGAAGAAUACGGUUAAAUUCAAAAAUUGUUUGUACCUAAUAGUAUAGCUUUUGGUAAACCAGUGCAUAAGAUGAGAUUGGAGUUCGCAGUAAGAUGGAUUCCAUAACCUUGUUUGCAUCAAUAUCUCUUAGGAAAAAGGGCAGUCCAAUGCAUGAAUCUCCCGCCAAUGUGGGUCCCGGAGAAAGGUUGGGUUACAUUGGGUCUAUUGUACGCAGUCUUAUUUUGCAUUUUGCAAGAAGCUAUUUCCACGACUUAAACCCAUGACCUAUUGACCUCAAGAUCACAUGGCAGUAAAUUAUUCAUUGCACCAAGGCUCCCCUUCAUCAGUAUCUCUUAGGAAAAAUUCUACAAAUUCCACAUUUGUCAUUUUGCACCAAGUUAAAGAAAACUUCUAUUAUUUGAAUUCAAUGCUGUUGUUCCUUCAGUCAUCUCAACAACCAACCCUAAGUUCAUCUCAUUGUACGGAGCAGGACCAUUAAAGGUCAAAAGAAUGAAUUAGCAGGUAGAAGAACUAAAUAGGAUAAGGCAUAUUGUGGAAGGUUUACAAUCUAUAACUUAAUUCUUCCAACAAGUGCAAGAACACAGUCAAUCCAAUAGAAGCAAAUUGAAAAAGAGUAGUACAAAAGCAAGUAAUAACCAUGUGCGAGUGGAUGUUCUGAUGCACUAGUCCAGAGCCAAACUAGUUCAUGCAUUUGAAAUACAUAGAGGAUGUUUAAUUGAGAUGAUAACUAAUUGUCUUGAUACAGCCAGGGAUCGAGAUAGCUUGAAAAGAUAAACUGUUGCAACAAUUGAAAAUUAUUCAAGAAAAAUGAACUUACACUGACCAAAGCAUGAAAAGAUGGUAAGAAACAAAUUUGAACAGUACGGCAAGCUGAUGAACAUCCACUAGUACAACUGAACAUAUUGAAAAUUGGUCAAAUAAAUGCUCUUAAAAGGUCCAGCAACAUGUGAGAAUGAAGAGACAAAAUCAGCAUCAAAUGAUUCAAAUUCUAAGUGGUUGGCCAUUAACAAUUAAAUGACAUUGAAAAUGUUAUUGUGAAUUUUGUAGAUGUAUGAUAUCGAUAACCAGUUGUGUUGGAGUUAACAAAACAAUUACAACUAAAAUAUAAGCAUUGAAACCAUGUUGUUGUCAUGGUAUAAUAUUGUAUUGAAACCUUUUUGUUUUGGUUAGAGACUAAAACUUUGGCACAACUUGUGAUUUUAAACCUUGAUACAUGUAAAUAUGUGAGAAUGUAUAUAACAUCUUUACUUCUUGUCACUUUAAAUCUAUCAGAUAACAUUGCUUACUUGCUUUAGCUAAAUCUAUUCUUUGUUAUGUUCUUGUAGUUUAUUUCAAGGAUUUCUCUUGUUUAUCCUUCUGCUUUAGUUCAAUCUACAUCAGUUUUGUCAGCGAAGUCAGCCAGGAGGAUUCUUGGUUUUGAUAUGUGGUUCGAUCUUUGACCCACUGUUCUUACCAAUAACCCAAAGUCACUCCUGGGUUGAUGCUCAAUCCAUUUCGAUACUUUGCCAACCUGACUCUGAAUGGUGGCAGUUUUGGCUAAACCGGGGGAGAACUGCAGCUUCCAAUCCUUUUGUGAUAACUAUGCAUGUAAUCCUUCAUGGCUUAAGUUGAUAUACCCCUAAACUGAGAAUAAAUGAAAAGAUGCUUAACCACACCUCUUCUUUCAUUUCAAUUCAAUUUUGAUUUGAAGUAUUGGGGAUUUUUGAGCACCUUAUUUAUAAUGUAAAAUAAUUGAAAGCCCAUGCCGGUUUUUUCUUUAGCAUUUUCUAUGUUGUCAUCAAUAUAAUGUAUUACUUUAUUGUUCAACUAAUCAUGUUUAAUUCCUGAGUAGUUUAUUUACAUGCUUAUUUACUGAGUAUGAAUUGAAUGUUGAAAACAUAGCUUUCUCUUUUCUGGACAAGCUAAGCUAAGAUGUUUAUAGAAUGCAUACUAUUGUUCUGUGAUGAAGUUAGGCAUCAUCAGCAAUUUGCCUAAGAUCCACAAUUUUUAUCCCCUUUGUACCAUACGUCUUAACUAGCUUAGUGCUUACUCUGCUCAGAAGAAAGUAAUAUCAGUCAUGAGGAGGUUUUCUCAAUUUGGAUGACCAAAAUCCCGUGAUUCUUAAUAUAGUUUUGAUGUUCAUCCAAGUUUAUGCUUGCAACUUUAUUGUGCUAAUGUCAAUGACUAAUUUUUUAAACUCUAACAUGCAAUGGAUGAUAAUUUUCUCUGCUGUGAUGCACAUGGCAUAGGUAUGCCGGAACUUGGAGCGACAAGUUUAAAGACCAA